GUCGCAGCACGGUCAAAACGCUUGGUGGAGCACCAGCCGUGCGAGAGAUAAACGUUACGGCCGUGCGCGGCCAGGGAAUCGAUUAUUGGGGCAAGCCACGCGGACAAAAACAUAGACCCGCACGCUGCAGCUCGGGCUUGCUCGGCGCGCCGGCGCGGCGCGGCCCUGCAUGGGGGCAGCCUAAAAAUGCUCGCAUGGCUCGCCCUUUGCUGGAGCGCGACCGCCCAGCGAGUCGUGCGCGUCGGCGGCAACCCACCGGCACCACAAACAGCACGCACUCAAACGACGCCGCACAACACGCCGCACGAUGCUUGGCACGCACACGCGGCCGCAAACAGCGCGCUACUUAACACCACGGGCUGCGCCUCCGCCGCGCAUUUGUCCAAAGCUGCCGAGCGAUGGCCCGCGCACGAGGCCACGGCAUCAAUAACGUAUCUGAUCGCUGCCGUCGCCGCCGAGGCGCGCGCCGACGCCGAUGCAUCACCCGACGACCCUCCGAGCGGCGCCUGCCGGGCGCGCGCCGAGCUCGCCCUCGCGACCGCGCUGCUCGCGGACGGCCAGCGGUCGAACGCCGCGCGCGCGGCGCGGCGCGCCGCGGCCCGCGGCUCCUUCCGCGACGCGGCGCUCGCCCAACUCGCGGCCGCGCUCGACGCCGCGUCCGGUGGCAGCGACUUCGCCGUGCGCGCGCCGGCGCUCGUGCAACGCAACGAGACGCUGCGUCCAUCAAUAAACCGUGACGUCGCCGUGACCGGUAAUGAUGUUGCGGUGCGGUUCUGCACGUUCCUCGACGAGUCUGAAUUAGUCAGCUGCGCGCCCCAGGCGACGCUCAGUCGUCUGAAGCCGGGCUGGCACGUCCUGCAUGCGGUGGCGACGGGCCUGCCGUCCGGUGUCACAAUAGCGAACGCUUCUACCAUUUUCUGCGUCGAGAGCUGUCCUCCGGCGACCAAACCCCAGCUCCCAAAAUCCACAAUACCUCGACCGCGAGGUUCAAAAGGCCGCCUCGUCGUCUUGACUCUUGUUCUCAACGGCAUGCCGUUCCUCGCCCACCACCACAAGACACUCACCAAGCUAGAUAUCGAGUGGGAGUGGCACCUCGUCGAGGGUUUAGCGACGGGACGGGCGGACGCGUCAUCUCCGUACUCUUCACAAGAUUUGAGUGACUUUCAUAGAGACGGGUUAAGUACUGACGGCACGUCCGAGUACAUCGACGCCUUGGCUCGGAUAGACGGCCGCAUUCAUGUGCAUCGAUCAUUGUGGCGCGACAAGGUCGAGAUGAUCAACAAAGCUCUCGAAGAGGCGUCGACAGGCCCUGAUGCGAUCAUCCUGCAAAUAGAUGUUGAUGAAUUGUGGACCGCCGACCAACUGUUGAAUAUACGCGAUUCAUUACUAAAAGAGCGGUGCGCCUACUUCCACUGCCAUUUCCUGGUCGGGCCGCACCUUGCCACAGCGACAAGUAAUGGAUACGGCCAUUCUGACGGGUACGAGUGGUUGCGCGCCUGGCGUGCCGAUCCUUCACGUAGUUUCUGGGCAUCUCACGCACCACCUUUGCUUGUGGAACGGGUCAAUGGCACCUGGCUACAAUUAACGGGCGACGCAUGUAUGACGCACGCCACAACUGCAUCAAAAGGCCUCGUGUUUACGCACCACGCCUAUGUAAGUGAAAGACAAGUCGCCUUCAAGGCGAAGUUCUACGGCUACGACAACGCCGUCGAGGGCUGGCGCUCCUUACAAAAUGCGACGCCGCCCGCGGAUCUUGGGGAUUACCUCGACUGGGUCCGAUCGGAGCCGCGGUUCGCGUCAACAGUCGUCGACGCGACCCCUUUUGCUGCUGCCGCUAUAUUAGGGGUCGGAGGUCCAGCACAUACGGCCCUCACAGCCCCACAUGCGUCGACGGCGGCGGCCGAAGUGUUGAGGGCCGUCUCGGCGUCGCCGCCGCCCGUGAUCCAAAAGAAACCACUGGUGGCCGUCGAUGGCGUCGCGUUCCAGCGCGUGCCGACGGGCGGCAUCGCGCGGGUGUGGACUGAAUUAUUACCUCGGUUGCACGUUGCUCUUGAAAGUGUUGAUUGGCGGUUAACUGUGCUCGAGCGGGCCGGCUCCGCGGCGCCGCACAUAGGCGAGGUUAGAAAUCUAGCCCCCUUCCCCGAGGACCACGACCACGCCGGCGACGCCGAACACAUCUCGUUGGUUGCAAGUGACGCCUCGGUCUUCAUUUCUACGGAGUACACGCGGCCCUCCGAGACCUGGAAAGGACGAGUGGUGUUGUUGGUGCACGAUUUAACCCCAGAAAUCUUCGGCUGGCCCCUUGAUAAUUACUGGACGCUGAAACGCGAGGCAGUCAUAAAAGCGGAUCAAAUCGUGGCCGUGUCGCAAGCGACGGCCGAUGCUUCACAACAACACUACGGCCGUAGUUCAGUCAUCGCGCGGAACGGCGUCGAUCUCUCAGUGUUCUAUCCUCGGCAACAGAAGGAGAUCGACGACCUCAAAGGUAGGACACACGUGGAGCUGCCCUACAUACUGUUGGUCGGGCCUCGGUUAGGCUACAAGAACGGCGACGUCGUGCAGCGGGCCUUCUACCAAGCUCGUGCUAGACAACUUCAUUUAUUUAUGGUCGGGGGCGGGCCUCCCACCGAUCGAGAAAGGGAAAUAUUAGGAGGGCCCCACUUCAACGUGUCCUGGAGCUGGGCGCGUUUCCUGAACGAUGAUGAUUUAGCGGCGGCCUACUCCGGCGCGGUCGCUUUGGCGUAUGCGUCGCGCGACGAGGGCUUCGGAUUACCGAUGCUCGAAGCUUUGGCUUGUGGCUGUCCUGUGGUGGCCGCGGCGAUCCCCGCAUCUCAAGAGCUGCUCGGGGACCUCGUGUUGCCGCACUGUGGCUCUGAUAAGCCCUGCGCGGCGGUUUUAAUUGAUCCGGACCGCGCGACGGCCGCGUGGCACGCGUUCCGGGCGCUGUUUGCUCUUUCGGCGGACGCGCCGCGGCUCGCUGCCGCGCGGAGAAGGCUCGUGGCGCGCGCCCAGGCCUUCUCCAACAAUUGGGACUUGGCCGCGGGUGUGUUGAAGGGGGCGUUAGUAGUUUAAAUGUGCUUAGUGGA
Molecule: messenger RNA, 3086 nt
Organism: Pelagomonas calceolata
Lineage: Eukaryota; Pelagophyceae; Pelagomonadales; Pelagomonadaceae
Source: the annotation of a GenBank genome assembly